AUGAACUUUGCUGCCCGCCAACUUCAGGAGAAGUGCCAGGAGAUGAGGCCCCACCUGCACUCCACCUUCCUGGACAUGACGAAAGACUUUGACACGGUGAAUCGCGAAGGACUGUGGAAAAUCAUACAGAAAUUCGGCUGUCGCGAGCGAUUCAUUGUGAUGGUACGUCAGCUCCGCGAUGGCAUGAUGGCGUGAGUCACAGACAAUGGAGCUGUCUCAGAGGCAUUCACAGUGACCAACGGAGUGAAGCAGAGAUGCGUCCUGGCGCCCACCCUCUUUAGUCUUAUAUUCUCUGCCAUGCUGAUAGACGUCUACCGUCACGAACGCCCUGGAAUCGGCAUCGCCUACAGGACGGACGGCCACCUCCUCAACCACAGGCGGAUGCACUUCCUUUCACGUGUUUCCACAACUUCAGUUCACGAACUUCUCUGCGCCGACGACUGCGCCCUAAGCAUCACCUCGGAAGAGGACACGAAAAGGAGCAUGGAUCUCUUCUCUGCCGCCUGCGAGGACUUCGGUCUAGUCAUCAACACGGAGAAGACUGUGGUCAUACACGAAACGCCACCCAACACAGCCCCCCACAACGCGCUGCAAAUCAGCGUGAACGGAACCCAACUGCAAGUGGUGGACAACAUCAUGUAUCUGGGCGGUACCCUCUCUCGCAGCACCAAAAUCGACGACGAAGUGGCCCGUAGGAUUUCGAAGGCCAUUCAAGCCUUCGGACGUCUCCAGGACGCAGUUUGGAAUCGUGACGGUCUCCAGCUCAGCACGAAACUGAAAGUGUACAAGGUCGUAAUCCUCCCGACGCUGCUAUAUAGAGCAAAGACUUGGACGGCGUACACGAAGCAGGCACGCCGACUGAGCCACUUCCACCUCAGUUGUCUCCGUCGCAUUCUGAGGCUGAGCUGGCAGGAUCGAAUCCCCGACACUGAUGUGCUGGGACGGUCGGGAAUCCUCAGCAUCUGCACCAUGCUGAAACAAAUACAGCUGCGUUGGAGCGGCCACCUGGUGCGCAUGGACGACGAGCGACUACCCUAACGAUUCUUCUGUGGAGACGUCGCCACAGGUUCUCGUCGCCAAGGAGGCCAAAUUCGUCGAUACAAGGAUACUUUGAAGUCCUCUCUGAAACGCCUGCAAAUUAAUCCGGCCAACUGGGAAGAACUCGCUCGAGACCGAUCGACCUCUAGCAGGACAGUGAAGACAGGCGCUGCGAUCUACGAAGCCAACCGCAUUGCCGCCGCGAAAGUCAGACGCGGAGUCCGCAAAUCUCAGCUGCGCUCACCUCGCAGUGCCAACGCACGACCGACUUCAACGUGUCCACGGUGUCAGCGGACAUUCACGAAGCCAGUUGGAAUUAUUAGACACCUUCGGAUCAACUGCACCGUCCGGACUGCACCAACCGUCGACACUCCGUCCACCUCUUCUUCGUCCUCUACGCCGUCAACAAAGUCUGACCACCCUCCUGAACCAGUACUUCCAUCCUUCUUCUUCUUCCUCUUCACCUCCUCCUCCUCCUCCUCCUCCUCCUCCUCCUCCUCCUCCUCCUCCUCCCGCACUGCCUCACCCUCUGCCAUUGUGGCGUCUGCCACUCACACCAACAUGACACACAAUCCUGACACACCAGCAAACACCAGCACCAUCACCGACGACACCAGAAGUAAGGACCAAGACUACACCUGUCCUAACUGCGACCGCAUCUUUACCUCACACAUCGGCCUGGUCGGACUUGCGGAUCCAUCGCACAGAGACUGGCGAACCCGUGCCUGGAGCACCAACCUACACCCGCCGCGACCGCCUCCACUGUCCACACUGCCGUCGCACAUUAAUGCAUCGCGUGGGCUUAUUCAGCCACAUGCGUAUCCACGAGGGUGGAAUUGGCCGCAGUCCCGACACUUCGAGCACACCCACCAUGCCUAGCCCUCCCUCACUCCUUGGCCCUUCGCGCCCACCGCCACCAGUCCCAUCACACCUAGUGCCCGCUGCAAACCCAUAA
Molecule: messenger RNA, 1993 nt
Organism: Spirometra erinaceieuropaei
Lineage: Eukaryota; Metazoa; Platyhelminthes; Cestoda; Diphyllobothriidea; Diphyllobothriidae
Source: the annotation of a GenBank genome assembly